Molecule: messenger RNA, 1834 nt
Organism: Alosa alosa (allis shad)
Lineage: Eukaryota; Metazoa; Chordata; Actinopteri; Clupeiformes; Clupeidae
Exons: 13
Coding region: 113-1834 (573 amino acids)
Biological process (GO): regulation of DNA-templated transcription
Molecular function (GO): transcription coregulator activity
Source: RefSeq, a predicted model, not a curated record
CUGUGUCUUGCAGGGUGUCUUACAGGAGCUCAGGAUCCAUUUUGAUUGAGACGAUAACCUAUUCGCAAUUGCGCGAAAGGGAAGUUAACUCAACAAUUAGCCCAGAAACAUCAUGAAGAGAACAAAAUCCCCAGUAUCAUCCUCAACAGAGAAAAGACGCUUCAAUGAUUCUAGGGUGAGGGUCAAAAUGGAGAGGUCCGACUCACCUGCACCCAGUUGUUUGUCUGUAAAGUCGAUGGAUCCACCAGUAAACUUAAAAGAAGACUUUACAUCUGAUUUAAGAGUGAAGUUGGAAAGGUCAGACUCACCUGCAUCAAGCUGUGUGUCUUUAAAGUCAAUGGACCCACCAGCAAACUUCAAGCAGGAAUUAAUGUGUGAUUCAAAAGUAAAGAAGGAGAGGUCAGACUCGCCUGCAUCAAGCUGUGUGUCUCUGAUGUCAAUGGACUCACCACUAAACUUCAAGCAGGAAUUAUGUGAUUCAAGAGUGAAGGCGACAUCAGACUCACCUGCACCCAGCUGUGUGUCUCUAAAGUCAAUGGACCCACCAGCAAACUUUAAACAAGAAUUUGCAUUAUCUGACUCAAGUGAGCCAUCAGCCAGUCUUCUGACAGAGGACCACUUCAGAUGUUCAGUGUGUAAGGAAGUGCUGAAGGACCCAGUCUCCAUCCCCUGUGGACACAGUUACUGCAGGCAGUGCAUCACCUUAUACUGGGCCCAGCCUAACCAUGCAGGACACUAUGCCUGUCCCCAGUGCUCACAGACAUACAGCUCCUGUCCUGCACUUUACACAAACUCAGCCUUAGCAGUGGUGGUCCAGAAGCUCCAGCACUUCAGUCCUGUUCCUCCUGCUCACUGCUAUGCAGGUCCUGGAGAUGUGACCUGUGAUUUCUGCACUGGGAGGAAACUCAGAGCUGUGAAAUCCUGUCUGACCUGCUCUGCCUCCUUUUGUGAGUCUCACAUCAGGCAGCACUACACAGUUCCAGCACUGCAGAAACACACACUGGCGGAGCCUGAACAUCAGGAGGAAAAACCCAAGAAGCAGUGUGAGGUUAAGACUGAAGACUUCAAACUGGAUAUUGACCAAGGGCUCGAGUACAUGUUUGAAGAGCUGGUGGGCAACCAGGCACCCAAGCAGGAAGGCAGCCCUCUGCAGGACACCGUGAUGCACCUCAACAGGAACUCUCCGAACCUAAUGAACAGUAGCAACACCAUGCCAACAUUCAACCUGGCAUCCAUAGAGGGCAUGAGGAGCUGGUAUGAGGAGAUCACACAGGAUCUGCGCGAUCACCUCAUCCAGUUUUUUGUUAGGACACUUUUCCCGAUGCCAAACAUUGAUGAUCUGAACAAACUUUGGAUCAAGAAAAUGGUGGAAGUCAUACGCAAGAAAGAGGAGAACGUGUACAAGUUUGCCAAAAGCAGGGCCGAGUAUUACCAUCUCAUGGCAGAGAAAAUUUUCAGAAUUCAGAAGAUAGCGGAGCAGUUUUGGCAGAAGCAGAACUUGAAAGGGAACUCAGUGGGGGAAGGCUCCGGAAUGCCCAACUUCAGAGAACUACUGCUAAGGAGGCAACUGCUCAGCAGCAGCAACAACAACAGCAGCAGCAACAACAACAGCAGCAGCAGCACAACAACAGCAGCAGCCCAACAUGGACCAAAGCCCGCAACAACAUGCUGUCCCAGCAGCAGCGCUCUGCCAACAAUGGACCAAAGCGGCCCCAUGCUGGCUGACAACAUACAGCAGCAGCAUUCAGUGAACUACUGCCAAGGAGGCAACUGCUCCAGCAGCAACAACAGCAACAGCAGCAGCAACAGCAACAUGGGGCAGGCAUGGCAGUAG